UUGUCAUCAGUCAGCUCUUUGCUUUCAAACCAAACCCAAGCUCAGCUUUAAAUCACAGAAACCAUCAUGUUCAAAUACGCCGUUGUCAUCUGCGCUUUGAUCGCCUGCGUGGCUGGAAAGCCAGGACUGCUCCAUGCUCCUCUGGCUGCUCUUCCCGCUCCCGUGAUAGCUGCCCCUGCUCCGGUUGUCACUGCCGCCAGCAGCCAGGUGGUGGCCAGGACCUUCAAUGGCAUUGCCGCCGCUCCGCUGGUUGCCCAGGUUCCAGUGGCACCUGCUCCAGUUUUGAGGACUCUGGCUGCUCCACUAGCAGCCCCAUUGGCUGCUUCACUGGCUGCUCCUCUGCGCGCUCCUAUUGCCUUCGCUGCUCCGCUGGCCGCUCCUCUUCCCGCUCCAGUGGCCGCUCCUCUGGCUGCACCAAUCCUCAACAGAGUGGCUCCAUUUGCUGCUCCCAUUGCAGCUCCCAUUGCCACUCCCCUCGCUGCCCCCUACGCCUCUCCUCUUCUGGCCAAGUACACUGCACCAUUGGCUUAUGCCCCAGCACCGUUGGGCUACGCCGCGCCCGCUUUGUGGUAACGGAAAAAAGCACAGACAACAGGGAUUAAGCAACCGUUUGUGUGUUCAAUGACUGAUAGCCCUUAAUAAAAAUCGUUAAAAUUGGUAAACAAAAAAA
Messenger RNA from Drosophila ficusphila, 670 nucleotides. RefSeq names its product calphotin. The coding region runs from base 67 to 573 and encodes 168 amino acids. The record is from RefSeq and is a predicted model, not a curated record. Lineage: Eukaryota; Metazoa; Arthropoda; Insecta; Diptera; Drosophilidae. The transcript has 2 exons.